AAUACCCUAACGAUCGAUAGACAGCACACUAAAAUGGCGUUCGGCUGCUGUGGGAAGACCUUCAGUUGUCUCUUCAUCUUCUUCAAUGUCAUCUUUGCGAUUGUCGGCUUAGCCACAGUAGGGUUUGGGAUUUUUCUCAAGGUACACCCUUCAACUGCCCAACUACUAAACCUAGUGGAAUUGGGCAAUUCAUCGGUGUAUCUCGCCAACAGCGCAUGGAUCAUCAUUGGCUUCGGUGCCCUUGUGUUGCUGGUCUGCUUCUGUGGCUGUGUCGGAGCUGCUGCCAAGAACAAGUGCAUGCUGGGGCUGUACAUCAUCUUUGCCGUGAUCAUCGUCAUCGGAGAAAUAGGAGCAUUUGUUGUCACAAUCUUGUUCGUUGUACGGUCUGAUGACGUCGACUCUUUCCAAAACACUAUUGCGAAGACUCUGGCUGAUAACUACCGACCCGGAAGGACCAAGUUCACACAACCUUGGGAUUACGUUCAGGCAACGUUCGAGUGCUGCGCUGUUUCCAACUACUCCAACUAUGCACCAGUCUACGCGAAUAAUACCAUGGAGAAAGUACCAGUUACAUGCUGUAAGCUGUCAGGAGCGAAGGAACCCGAUGAUCCUAUGCCAGUGAGCAGAACAAAAUGCAUGGACGACUCUAGAAAAUCCGACCUGGAAAAGAGUGAUUUUCUGCACACAAGGGGCUGCUUCCAGUUGCUGAGGGAUACGGUGAAGCAGUACAGCACUGUGCUUCUCAUUGUUGAGGCAGUCAUCAUUGCCAUCACAAUAAUUGGGAUCAUUAUUGCUGCGUGUCUGUGCCGAAGAGGUAAAGAAAAAGUAUGAUCUCUUCACGUCACUUUCGGAGUUUCGUCACGACGUUGUUCCGUAGAGAGCAUACACUUAUUAUGUAAUUAAACUAUCUAAACGCUUCUCAUCAAGAGUUAGGUAAGGGACAUGUCGCAAGCUUCUUUAAUGUUGGUCCUGUAUCCAAAUAUCUCGAUGGCUGGUUCACAAGAGUCUGAACAAGAAGUGACAGAUUUUAAUUGAAUGAGGGGUGUUGUAUUUAAACGACACAUGAAUCGAAACAUAUAGAACGCUACGAAAUUAGUUAUAGUUAUAGGAAAAUGCAAUUUCACCUGCAGCUGGUUGCGCUUUGAUAAAUAUAAUCCCACAACAUUCCUAAACUCAGGUCUUUCCUUGAAAUAAAAUUGUACAAUGGACAUGGCUGUGAGUAUUUAGAUACAUCUCAGAUGCGUACAUUUCUUUCAUAUCUCGUUGUACACAUAUUCUCUUCGAGAGCAUGGAUUUGGCUGCCAGAUAACUUCAACCAAUGCUAUUUGUAUCGAGUUGUAGACAGAAAUCAAUUUCUGUUCAUAAACAACAGUCACGGUAUCAAAAUAAUGACGUCUGAUAAGUGAUGAAAACAAUUUGGAUGGUAUUUUUGUGAAUUAACCAAUACAUUGAUGUUCAACUGUUACUUUCCACUUGUACAAUAAUUCGUGAAUCAAGUGAAGACAUUUCCCGCAGAACCAUAUCUUCUCACAGGCAUCCAUGUAUUUGUACACGUCGUUUCAUGUCUUUAUUUAAUUCGUUGGUAUUCCUUGUGUUACUCAUAAUCAGCUGCAUGAAUUAUGUUAUCGAUACAUUUGAAAAAAUGUUUUUGUCCGUGUCUAAUCCACUUGAAUGUUCAAAUAUUUCUAAAAAAUGUAAAUUAUUAUGUGUUUUAAGUACAUUUGACAUUACCUUAUGUAGCUUAUACAAUACUCAUGAAAAAAUAGUUCCAGUGGAUUUUAUUGUAUAAAGACGGCUUGCUCAGUUCAUUGUUCCUAUAUUGUAUUUAAAAAGUUUGUGUAUAUUUCGAAAUAAUUUCAACGUUAAUUGUUGUGGUAUGAAUAAUAUUUGAACAUACAUGAAUCUUCAGAAUCCGUUACUUUCUGCGCUGUAUAAUUGCAAAUUGCCAGACAAUAUUUCUGAAAAGAUCUUCAAUCUCAUAUCUUUGCUAUGCAAAUAAUUUCGUUCCACAGACGUUUGGUCAAACAUGGCUAUGGGCACAUUGUUAGUCUCACUCUCUCUAUAAAACAUUUAUGUACCGUUUAUACAAUACUUGUGUAUAUAGUCUUUUAAUAUUGGAAAAUAAAGUAUAUUUCUUA
This is a messenger RNA of Haliotis rufescens (red abalone), 2138 nucleotides long. Its product is annotated as CD82 antigen-like. Gene Ontology annotation, cellular component: membrane. The transcript is spliced from 9 exons. NCBI's taxonomy places the organism in Eukaryota, Metazoa, Mollusca, Gastropoda, Lepetellida, Haliotidae. The coding region runs from base 34 to 831 and encodes 265 amino acids. The record is from RefSeq and is a predicted model, not a curated record.